CUACAGUACAGCCUACCAUACUUUCCAUAGGGAGUGUCGUACAGUAUAACUUCCCUAUCUUCCCUAUAACCCCUCCUCUGUGAAAAAAGCACCAUUCUUCUCGCAGUUCAACAGUGGAAUUAGCAAUACAAACAAACCAAAAUCCCAACAAAUUUUACAGUUAUUUCACCCAUUUCGUCUCUGCAAAUUCACACUCAAAACCCCAUUAAAAUGGUUCACCAUUUCUCUCUCUAGAUUCCAUUUAAUACCUCCUUCUUGCUGUACAUCUUUCUAAAGUAAGAAUCAGGACUGUUCGUUUUGUUGUUUUGACAAAAAAUGGAAAGGAAACAAGGUUUUUUCUCUGCUUUAAGAGACGAAGUAGUCCGUGGUUUAUCGCCGGCGAGGUCACGUGGCAAGAGUCCGGCGAGGAGUAGUAGCUCGCCAAUGACGGGGUUUCUUCGACUGAAACCUAAACAGUUGCAGAAACCGGAGCCGGUGGUUAUAAGAUCCGGGAGUUUGAGUGGUGAAACGCUGGCGCCGUUGAUUGAAGGCCCCGAUCCGGCCGCCUCAGACCUCGGGGAGACCAAGCGUCCCGGGUCGGGUAUCGGGCAAUGGAUGAAGGGGCAUUUAUCUAGGGCUCCUUCCAUGACGUCUUCUAUGGCGUACAAACAGAGGUCUGAUCUGAGACUUUUGCUCGGAGUUAUGGGUGCGCCGCUUGCUCCGGUGAACGUUAGUUCCAGUGACCCUCUGCCUCACCUUAGCAUUAAGGAUACUCCUAUUGAAAGUUCAUCUGCUCAAUACAUACUGCAACAAUACACAGCAGCAUCCGGAGGCCAAAAGCUUCAAAACUCCAUUAAAAACGCUUAUGCAAUGGGGAAAGUGAAGAUGGUGGCAUCUGAAUUUGAAACUGCAUCAAGGGUGAUGAAGAACAAACAUUCUGCAAAAUCUGCUGAAUCUGGUGGAUUUGUAUUAUGGCAGAUGAAUCCUGAUAUGUGGUAUGUUGAGCUUGCUGUUGGUGGCAGCAAGGUUCAUGCUGGCUGCAACGGGAAGCUUGUCUGGCGGCAUACACCAUGGCUCGGUGCUCACACCGCCAAAGGCCCGGUUAGACCCCUCCGCCGUGCUCUUCAGGGUCUUGAUCCAAGAACAACUGCAAAUAUGUUUGUGGAUGCAAAAUGCAUAGGAGAGAAAAAAAUCAACGGUGAAGAUUGCUUCAUCCUGAAAUUAUCCGCGGAUCCAAAAACACUAAAAGCAAGAAGUGAAGGUCCAGCCGAGAUCAUACGACAUGUCCUUUUUGGGUAUUUCAGUCAAAAAACGGGUUUAAUCAUUCACAUGGAAGAUUCCCAUUUGACCCGAAUCCAAACCAAUGGUGGUGAUGCUGUUUAUUGGGAAACCACCAUUAACUCAUUCAUGGAAGAUUAUCGAUCCGUUGAUGGAAUCAUGAUUGCUCAUUCGGGUCGUUCCAUUGUCACCCUUUUCAGAUUCGGUGAAAUGGCAAUGAGUCACACAAAGACAAGAAUGGAGGAAGUUUGGAGUAUUGAAGAGGUCGCUUUCAAUGUCCCCGGGUUGUCAAAUGACUGUUUUAUCCCUCCUGCUGAUUUGAGAACUUGUUCCGUUAGCGAGACUUCCGAGCUUCCUCGACCGGGAAAAGCUUCUCAUUGUGCCAAGGUCGUGGCUUUGGAGAAGCCGUGCGAGGGUAGUUUGGGAAAUGUGGUUUGGAAGAUGGAAAUUUGACGGAAGGGUGGUUUUGGAAUUAUGGAAAAAAUUGUUUAUAUAGGGUCUGAUUCGACUAACAAGGUAGGAAUUUAGGAGAGGUUUAAAUAAAGACUGGCUGAAUCCUUUUGAAGAAGGGUAUUUUCGUCUUUUUUGCUGGUUAUUAGGAUUUGAAGAAAGGGAGGUUUAGUUUUAGAUUACCUUCCAUUAAUGGAGGAAUGAAGUAGUAGGAGGGGCAUUUGUGGCAAUCUAGUAAAGCAUAUAUACAAGUAGCGGAAUUUCAUGUGCUUGUAGUUUUUUUUUUUUUUUUUUA
Messenger RNA from Lactuca sativa (garden lettuce), 2002 nucleotides. RefSeq lists its product as uncharacterized. The record is from RefSeq and is a predicted model, not a curated record. NCBI's taxonomy places the organism in Eukaryota, Viridiplantae, Streptophyta, Magnoliopsida, Asterales, Asteraceae.